Messenger RNA from Pochonia chlamydosporia 170, 1194 nucleotides. Its product is annotated as lysine acetyltransferase protein. The coding region runs from base 1 to 1194 and encodes 397 amino acids. NCBI's taxonomy places the organism in Eukaryota, Fungi, Ascomycota, Sordariomycetes, Hypocreales, Clavicipitaceae. The record is from RefSeq and is a predicted model, not a curated record. The transcript has a single exon.
AUGGGUUCAACUAGCGGCCUCCUCAAUUCCGACUCACCUCAUUUGCACCUCGCCCAGCCCACCCCAGAAGAAUGCAACCAGAUUUGGACCAGCACCGCGGCCUCGUGGAAGGACUCACUAACCACAACUCUCUACAUCGAUCAGAAUUGGUACCUUUCAACAGUGCCGCAUACUAAAGAUGGAGGCAUAACCCAUUGGGUCCUCGUUGGCAAAGAUCAGUCGCCUAAUCAGCGACAGAUCUUCUGCUCAUGUGAAAGCUACCGUCAGCGCUCGCUCGUCGCUGACGAGAAGGGAAAUAUCGAGGAAGGCAUUGUUCACGGUAUCGCCAGUGUAUUCUGCCCGUCGGAGCUACGGGGCCGUGGCUACGGAACUCGACACAUGAAAGAACUUGCCAUGGUACUUUAUGGAUGGCAGGCUGAGCAUGGCAAGAGCAUCGGUAGCGUCCUGUACUCGGAUAUUGGAAAGGAGUACUAUGCCAGAGCGGGCUGGCUGCCGGAUCCUGGGAAUGGACACCUUAUCUUCCCAUCUAUCAAGAUGGAGAAGCCAGUCGUGGCGAAGCCAAUACAUGAGUCGGAACUUGAAGCACUCUGUCUUAGAGACGAGGCCAUGAUCCGUAAGGCGAUGGCGACACCUAGUGAGGUACGGAAGCGCGUGGUAGUCCUACCGGACCUGGACCAUAUGAUAUGGCAUAUCCGAAAGGAGGACUUCGUCACCGACUACCUCUUCGGCAAGAAUCCGGGAGUCAGAGGGGUGAUUGCAGGCAGUCCUGGUAAGCAGGUUUGGGCAGUCUGGGUGCGUCGCUACUUCAAGCAUCCAGAUAAUCCUGUAAAGGCGGAACUGGACGACGCAAGUGGCCUGUACAUUCUCCGCCUCGUAGUAGAAGGAGAUGAAACUACCAACAAACCUUACGGUCAAUUGCCUCUGUCAACGGGCGCGUAUCUGAAGCAGGCAGCUGCGCUCAAAGCUGUCCUGCAGGCUGCACAGGCAGAAGCAGCAGAGUGGCGCCUGGACCGAGUGAAAUUGUGGGAGCCGUCACCUCUAGUAGAAAGUCUUCUCAGGAAGAGCGGCCUUGAUGCUAUCCGAGUCGAGAGGACAGAGACAUUUGUCUCCUGUGCGCAGUGGUACAGCGAAGACAGCGAUGUUGCAGAAGAUGCUCCGGCUUGGGUGAACAAUGAGCAUUACGCAUGGUGCUAG